Messenger RNA from Besnoitia besnoiti, 1065 nucleotides. RefSeq lists its product as uncharacterized. NCBI's taxonomy places the organism in Eukaryota, Apicomplexa, Conoidasida, Eucoccidiorida, Sarcocystidae. The transcript has a single exon. The record is from RefSeq and is a predicted model, not a curated record. The coding region runs from base 1 to 1065 and encodes 354 amino acids.
AUGGACUUUCUUUCCGGAAGUUACCAAGUGAACAGGGCCUCAGACUCUAUGACAAGCGUCUACCCUCCGGCAGUUUCGUCCCAGCCCAGUAGUCGACCCUUUGACGGCCCAGUCACUUCGACACCCGAGUCCCAGCGCAGCGUCAGAGAUAAUAAUCCAUCGGAACCGUUAGUUCCCUUAUCCAUGAGUGGAGCGGAACCACAUGCCACGCGACCUUCUGAGGGCCUGCUGCCAUCCAACGGAGUGACGGAGGCACAUACGGGAGUGCCCAGAACAGAAGCAGAGGAGCCUUUGUCGGCGUACAGUGGGCGAUCCAACGACGUCGAAGACUCAGCUGUGUCUUUCCUGCACGAUGAAGGCAGUGUGACACCACAGGCGACGAUGUCUGGACCCCCCACAUCCGCGGCGCCGAGUCCAGGCUCGCAGGCGGACAAAGAUGAUAUGACUGGCUUUCCUCGGGGCGGCUACAUACCUCCGUUUGCGGUUUUCUCAGCCGAGCCCUCCGGACGUGCAAGUGCACGAGGAGGCCGCGGAAAUCCGAGGCAAGAGUCGAGCGAACCUGGCGCUCUACUAUAUGGAGACCUGGAUGAUUACCUAGAAAACGCGAAGGAUCCCUACGCCAGCCAACUCGCAGCUCUCUCUCGAGGAGCUGACAAAGAAAGAACGGUUACAGCGACAUCCACCACUCCGCCUUACACGUAUUCACCUACAUACAACCCAUACAGUGACAAUAUUGACGUCGAUCAGAUCCCUGACAGCCCGUACCAUAAUUAUGCGUAUGCAGAAGAUCCUUUUCCUAGUCCCUAUAGCACGCAUUCUCGGCUGGAGAAUUAUGGGACCGAGUUCAACAAUAGAUAUUAUCAUGAACAACGUAUCUCUCCCAAUAUAUCGUGGAACGAAUACACACGUAGGAAGAAAGAAGCAGACGAAGCUCGCAAGCGAGAAGAGCAAUUGCAGCAAGAAGGGCGCAUCGGUGUGCUGGAAGCAGCAGAUUCGUCCUUCCAGGGCCUAAUUGGGUUUCCAUACGAGCCACGUCGCAGGACAAAUCGGACGUCCCGAUCGUAA